This is a messenger RNA of Panicum virgatum (switchgrass), 2083 nucleotides long. RefSeq lists its product as uncharacterized. The record is from RefSeq and is a predicted model, not a curated record. Bases 550 to 1878 code for a protein of 442 amino acids. The transcript is spliced from 4 exons. Lineage: Eukaryota; Viridiplantae; Streptophyta; Magnoliopsida; Poales; Poaceae.
GUCCCACCACCACUGUUGGUGCCAGUUGCCACGGGCCCCGGUGAGCCGCUCCCGCCGCCGCGCCGCCCAGCUCGCUCUCCCCGGGCAGUCGCCGGCGACGGCCCCCGGUCUACUCUCUCAAGUGGCGUCACGGGGGGUCAACCGAGCCGCACCUCCGCUGCCAUCACCGACAGGCGCUCCCUCGUCUCGGCCCCACGACCACGACCACGACACCUCCUCGCCGCUGAUCAAGGUGAGCUCUGCCGCCGCAGACAAGUCUAUACUCGCACCUCCAUCUUGGUUCCGCUCGCACCUGUUACGCCGGAGUCCGAGCGGCAGCGCACCGAACCCACCGUCGCCGGCCAGGGCCACCACCGCAGCCCCCAACUUGUUCGUGCGAUGCGCGCGCCUCGAUUACAAAAUUGGGCCACGUCGGAUCGUCGAACGCCGCCGUGCCGUAGACCGUAGUAUCGCGGCACCUGGACGCCGCCGCCAGCGCCAGAGCCUCGCACGGGAAGGAGGCUGCCGAUCGUGUCAGGGUUCGGGAAGAAGGAGCUGAGGGUCCUCUAGAUGGAGUCAGAUGAUGAAUUCAAUCAAUUUGUAAUGAAUGAAUUGAUUGAUCCCUCCUCUUCAGAUGAUGAGAAUGAUUUAUUUUUUGGUGCGGCGCACAUGAUCAUUGAGGAUUCGGUUAAUAAUCCGGGUCGAAUUGGUUCAGUCGAGGGACAUGAUGUAGUGGAUCGUGAAAGACGGUUGUGGCAUGGUCUUCUUUACAAAGACUAUUUCUCAGAUAAACCUACAUUCGGACCAAAGAUUUUUAGACGCAGGUUUCGGAUGAGGCGACCUGUAUUUCUGCGCAUAAUGAAUGCUGUUGAGGAACAUGAUGACUAUUUUGUGCAGAAGAGGAAUGCAGCUGGUGUGCUAGGACUAUCUUGUUUGCAGAAGGUGGUUGCGGCUUUUCGGAUGUUAGCUUAUGGAGUACGGGCUGAUGCUUUGGACAAGUACAUACGUAUUGGUGAGAGUACAGCUCUAGAAGCUUUGAGAAAGUUUGUAGUGGCUGUUGUUGAGGUUUUUGGACCAGAGUACAUGAGAUUGCCCAAUGAACAGGAUACCGCUAGGUUACUUGCGAUUGGAGCGAGCAGAGGAUUUCCUGGUAUGCUUGGGUCCAUAGAUUGUAUGCAUUGGAGUUGGAAAAAUUGUCCAACUGCAUGGCACGGGAUGUCCAGGGGACAUAAAAAGGAGCCUACAAUUAUAUUGGAAGCAAUUGCAUCUACUGAUCUAUGGAUAUGGCAUGCAUUCUUUGGCAUGCCUGGUUCACACAAUGACAUCAAUAUUCUACAAAGAUCUCCUAUAUUUGCAAGGCUUGCUAAGGGGGAAGGUCUACAAGUAAAUUACAACAUCAAUGGCCAUGAUUAUUCAAUGGGUUAUUAUCUAGCAGAUGGCAUAUAUCCAUCGUGGGCAACGUUUGUUAAGACCAUUCCAGAGCCACAAGGAACUAAGGAAAAAUAUUUCGCAAAGGCACAAGAGGUGUGUCGAAAGGAUGUUGAUCGUGCAUUUGGGGUUCUACAAUCUCGCUUUGCUAUUGUUCGUGGGCCGGCUCGUUUGUGGGACGAAGACACGCUUCAUAAUAUUAUGAUGGCUUGCAUCAUAAUGCAUAACAUGAUUGUUGAAGAUGAGCGAGAGGAGCAAUAUGAUUACAAAUUCGACGACAUGGGUCAAUAUGUUUGCAACUAUGAGGACAUGGGAGAAAGGGUGUCAGUUUCCCAUAAUGAUGCACCUGAACUUGACGCUUUCAUUCAGAAUUACAAAAACAUCAAGAACAAGGAAACCCACGCUCAACUCAAGGCGGACCUGAUCGAGCACUUGUGGCAAAACCAUCCAGAUUUAUACUCCAUUGAAUAAAUAUUAGAGAUGUGAAUUUAUUUUAUGUGAGCUGUGAAUUUAUUUUGUGAGCUGUGAACUUAUAUGUGAGCUAGGAAUUCAUUUUGUGUGAGUUGUGAACUUAUAUGUGUGACCUAUGAAUUCAUUGUGUGAUCUGUGAACUUAUAUGUGUGACCUAAUCAAAGAGAUCCUACUUCCGCCUGCAAGCCAAUUAUGGGGAAAAAAA